Messenger RNA from Ostrinia nubilalis (European corn borer), 2116 nucleotides. RefSeq names its product E3 ubiquitin-protein ligase ZNF598. Gene Ontology annotation, biological process: protein ubiquitination; rescue of stalled cytosolic ribosome. Bases 97 to 1992 code for a protein of 631 amino acids. NCBI's taxonomy places the organism in Eukaryota, Metazoa, Arthropoda, Insecta, Lepidoptera, Crambidae. The transcript has 13 exons. The record is from RefSeq and is a predicted model, not a curated record. Gene Ontology annotation, molecular function: ubiquitin protein ligase activity; ribosome binding.
AUUCCACCACCUGUCAAAUACUGUCAAUUUGUCAGUGUCGAGAAAUUUUCGUCCUUCGUUUUUCUCUUACAGCCCCUCAGCGUAACAGUUGAAAACAUGGCCGAUUCCCAGGCGAAUGAUAACACUACUUGCGUAGUGUGUUUCAAGAACGUCCUGUAUUACUCUAUUGGGGAGUGCGACCAUCCCGUAUGUUUUGAGUGUUCUACACGUAUGCGGGUGCUCUGCCUCCAAAAUGAGUGCCCUAUAUGCCGCCAGGAUCUUUCUAGGGUUGUCUUUACUGAUUCCAUCCAACCUUAUAAAGAGCUUCGUAAUCAAGUGUUCACUGAUCGACUGUUUGAGAGACAAUUCAAGAUUGGAUUUUGCAGUCAACAGAUAAAAACAGCUUAUGAACAACUCUUGGAAAAUCGCUGUAAACUGUGUGAUAAUAUACCGCCGUUCAGGACAUUCAGCAUGCUUAGCGACCACAUGAGAAAAGCUCAUGAAAGAUAUUUCUGUGAUUUAUGCGUUAAACAUUUGAGGAUUUUUACUGGUGAAAGAAAGUGCUACACUCGUCAAGAAUUAGCACACCAUAGACGUAAAGGUGACUUAGAUGAUACAUCACAUCGUGGUCACCCAUUGUGUGAAUUCUGCGAAGAACGCUUCAUGGAUGCCGACGAGCUGUAUCGUCACUUACGGAAGGAGCACCUUUACUGCCACUUGUGUGACGCCGACGGCCGCAACUUGUAUUACGCGUCGCACUCUGCGCUCGCGCAACAUUUCCGCAGCGAUCACUACCUUUGUGAGGAUGGGGAGUGCGCUGGACAACAUCUCACUGCUGUUUUCCGAAGUGAAAUUGAUCUUAAAGCGCACAAAGCGACGGUGCACGGGCGAAACAUGCCUCGAGGCGCGGCGCGUCAAGCUCGCACUCUUGAGUUGCAGUUCAACAUUACGCCGCAUCCUAGCGUCGGCCGCAUGCCCAGGGAACGUGAGCGGGAGAGGGAGCGUGAGCGAGAGCGGGAGAGGGAGCGGGAGCGGGACGCCCCGCCGGCCGCGGCCGCCAUCGACACGCGCAACGACGAGCAGUUCCCGCGCCUCGCCGCGGCGGAUGGAGGGAUGCACCCCUGCCUUGUGCUCAAUAGGGAGCGGGAGCGGGACGCGCCGCCGGCCGCCGCCAUCGACACGCGCAACGACGAGCAGUUCCCGCGCCUCGCCGCGGCGGAUGGAGGGAUGCACCCCUGCCUUAGGGAGCGGGAGCGGGACGCGCCACCGGCCGCCGCUGCCAUCGACACGCGCAACGACGAGCAGUUCCCGCGCCUCGCCGCGGCGGAUGGAGGCAUGCACCCCUGCCUUAGGGAGCGGGAGCGGGACGCGCCACCGGCCGCCGCUGCCAUCGACACGCGCAACGACGAGCAGUUCCCGCGCCUCGCCGCGGCGGAUGGAGGGAUGCACCCCUGCCUUAGGGAGCGGGAGCGGGACGCGCCACCGGCCGCCGCUGCCAUCGACACGCGCAACGACGAGCAGUUCCCGCGCCUCGCCGCGGCGGAUGGAGGGAUGCACCCCUGCCUUGUGCUCAAUGCGCCUUCCCGCGCGUAUAGAGGUCGCGACGGGUUGCUGCGCAACGAGCAGAACUUCCCCGCGCUGGACGGCGGCGCGCCGCGCUCAACGCCCGCGCCCGCGGCCCCGCCCACCGCCAUCGUACGGAACACUUCUAAGCCAAGCUUCGCGAUCCAAGUGCACAGCCAGCCGGCCAGCGCGAGCAACUUCAGGCUGACGCAGACCAGCGGCCGCGUCACGCUCCCGCCGCGCGCGCCGCUCGCCGACGACGACUUCCCCUCGCUGGCCGCGCGCGACGACCACCCCAGCCUCGGCUCCGCCACCGUGCAGCAGCCCAAGGUGACGUCACAGUUACAGUCGCAGACCAGCGGCCGCUCGCCGACGACGACUUCCCCUCGCUGGCCGCGCGCGACGACCACCCCAGCCUCGGCUCCGCCACCGUGCAGCAGCCCAAGGUGACGUCACAGUUACAGUCACAGACCAGCGGCCGCUCGCCGACGACGACUUCCCCUCGCUGGCCGCGCGCGACGACCACCCCAGCCUCGGCUCCGCCACCGUGCAGCAGCCCAAGGUGACGUCACAG